Messenger RNA from Metopolophium dirhodum (rose-grain aphid), 1446 nucleotides. RefSeq lists its product as uncharacterized. NCBI's taxonomy places the organism in Eukaryota, Metazoa, Arthropoda, Insecta, Hemiptera, Aphididae. Bases 1 to 1428 code for a protein of 475 amino acids. The transcript has 4 exons. The record is from RefSeq and is a predicted model, not a curated record.
AUGUUACGUUCUAAAAGGGCCAGAUUGAUGACAGAAGUUGCUAGAUCUAACACUAAACAGAAUGAGACUGUUACUGUAGUUAAAACUGCAUAUAGUGGAUCAAUAUUUAUGGAUGCAACUAAAUUAUCUGAUGUGCAAGAAUGGGUGAAUGAAACGGUGACAUUUCCUGUUUCAAUCAAUGUAGAGAACGACGACGAUGUCAUAACAAGUGACAUUGAAUUAGGUGAUUCAUUUGAUGAAGACUAUGAUGAUGAAGACAAAGACAAGAACUAUGAGCCUCCAUUAGUCCAAAGUACUGAAUUUGUUGAACUGCACGAAAAUAAUCAAGAACCUCCAUUAAAAAAUAGCAGAAAAAGACUAAAAAAUGAAGGUAAUUGGAAAAAAAACAUACAAAAAAAAUUAAGAAAUGAAGGAAAAACAUAUGUGUCAGGUUCAAAUUUAAAAGUAGUCGCUGCCAGAAAACUAGGAGUUCCUUGCAAUGAAAAAUGCAGAUUAAAAUGUAUUAAUAAUAUAACUAUUGAUGAACGUAGAGUAAUCCAUGAAAAGUAUUGGGAAUUGGGAGACUUAAACAGACAACGUGAGUUUAUAAUGAGACAUAUUUAUUCAAUAAAUCCCAAGUAUCGAGCCCGUCUAGACAGUAUGAGAUCCUUAAAUUAUGGUUAUAAUCUAGAAGUUAAUAAUGUUACCAUUAGAGUGUGUAAAACAAUGUUUAUGGCAACAUUAGGUAUUAGUAGUAGAGCUAUUUUUACAACCACUAAGAAAAUGAAUGAUGGUAUACUUGAUGUUGAUAAACGUGGUAAACAUGGUAAUAUUGGACGAAAAGUUGAUGAAGCAACAAAAGAUACAAUAAGAACUCAUAUUAAAUCAUUUCCCACAGUACCAUCCCAUUAUUGCAGGGCAAAUAAUUCCAGACAAUUUAUUGAAGGAAGUUUAAAUAUUUCAAUGAUGUACAGGUUGUAUAUAGAAAUGUGUAGAGAACAAAAUAUUGAAUAUGCCAAAAAAAAUAUGUAUCAAAAUAUUUUUAACAGUGAAUUUAAUAUUUCAUUCUUUAAGCCAAAAAAGGAUUUAUGUAUGUGUUGUGAAGCGUUCAAAAAUUUAAAUCAAUCAGAUGCAGAUAAAUUUGAUGUGGAAGACCAGUAUAACAAACAUCAAGAGGAAAAACGCUUAAGCAGACAAGAAAAGAAAUAUGACACUUGUGAUAAAAAUACCAUAAUUAGCUGUUUUGAUUUGCAGGCUGUAUUAAUUACACCACGUGGAGAGGUUUCUCAAUUUUAUUAUAAAAGACGCCUAGCAAGUUAUAAUUUCACUAUUUAUAAUGUGAAAGAUAAUGAAGGGACUUGUUAUUUUUGGCAUGAAGGAAUGGGUAACAGAGGUUCAUGUGAAAUUGGAUCAUGUCUGUAUCAGUUUAUAAAAAAAACAAGAAAAUAAAGAGAAAAAAGUUGUGUU